This is a messenger RNA of Lates calcarifer (barramundi perch), 2625 nucleotides long. Its product is annotated as myelin-oligodendrocyte glycoprotein. Bases 105 to 785 code for a protein of 226 amino acids. Lineage: Eukaryota; Metazoa; Chordata; Actinopteri; Centropomidae. The record is from RefSeq and is a predicted model, not a curated record. The transcript is spliced from 5 exons.
CACGGGGGAGACGUCAUCACGCAGGAACCUAUGACGCGUGAAAAGUUUUAAAUAGUUUGAGAGCGGAGGGAGGGCUCGGACUAUGCUCGGACAGGAGUUAGGCUAUGGAACGAGGAGUAGACCGGGAGUUCAUUCACACUUGUUCCCUCUGGACCUUUAUCCUCACCUUGGUUCCAAUCUUCUCGUCACUCGUUGAGGGUCAGCCUCAGGUGAUUGGGUCAUCUCAGCCAAUCAUCGCUGCCCCAGGUGAUGAUGUCAUCCUGCCAUGCCACCUGGAGCCUGCAGUCGAUGCUCGGGGGUUAACGGUGGAGUGGUCGAGGCCUGAUCUGAAACCUGACCCCUCAGAUCGGUGGAGCUGGGUCAGGUAUGUGCACCUGUACCGGGACAGGCGAGACGACUUGGACAUGAAGAUCCCAUCAUACAUCAGGAGGACGACGCUGUUCACAGACGACAUGAAACAUGGAAACAUUUCACUCAAAGUCAUGAACAUAACAUCUGAGGAUGAAGGAAGAUUCAAGUGUUUCAUCCCAAAUUUAAAGAGCACGGUGAAGUUUUCCUUUGUUCAACUUGUUGUUGAUCCAAACUUAUUUACGACAGAGAUGCCGCUGGAUCCCAGAAAUGUCAGGACUCCAGGUCCAGACAGUCAGACCAGACUCGGCAUUUGGAUCCUGGGCGUGGUCGGCUGCAUCGUGCCCUGCCUGGCUGUUACAGUCGGAGGAUAUUUUAUCAUACGACGGCGUCAAAAACAAGUUAACACCUUGCCAGCACCAACACUGGGACAGUGACCGUGUGACAGACUUAAAAGUUACAGCUGCGCUAGCAGGAUGUGGAAAAAGUCCAGUGUCUGGAAUAAAAAGUCGAGUGGCAGAUAUGACAAAGAAAACGGGCAAAUCACAGAUCGACAAAGAGUUUGGCAAAUCACACGAGAACUGUAAGUAACACUGUAAGUAACAGCUGAGCUGUCGUACAACUUUCUUAUACCUCGUGCCGGGAGGCCUUAUGUUUUCAGGUUGUCCGUCCGUCUGUCCUGAAUGCGAUGCGUCUGUAUCAAGUUUGGUGCAAACGUUCACUUGGUGGUCAAAGGUCAAAGGUCACUGUGAGAGCACAAAACACAUUAACUACAACUACAAAGUCUGUAAAAGACAAUGAAAAGACACAGUCAUGACAGCUGUAUGUUCACCCAGUUGUUAAAUAUGAAGCAAAAGAGACUUAAAACAUUGAAUGAGGUCAAAUUGAUUCCAAAGAGAAAAGGAAGGUUCACCAUGUGUUCACUGUUUAUCCAGGGUGAGGAGUUUACCUCCAGCCAAGGUGUCUCGUUCGAGGGAACUUUGACGGUUGUUGAUGAAGAUGGCGGCAUUGUUCAUCUACCUCCCCUGGACCUCUUUGAGGAUUCAAACCAGCAACACCACCAGUCACAGGUUGACUCACAAGACCAGCAGGAGUGAGAUCUUUAUAGUGGAUACACUAACGACCAUAUGUAAAUCUUGGUAAGACAAAGACAAGUGUGACAUGAAUUUGAACUUUUAUCCAAGCUGACGACUGUUCAUACAACUACUCAUAACAGGACAUAACCAAGCGCCAUCCGAAGAACAAAACAUUUACUACUGCCAACAAAGAAGAAAUGAGUCGGACAGUUUCAACUUCAGGCUUUUCAAGAAACCGUGCCAGGCAUGUGUCAACUACAGUCUGAUCUCAGAAACACUCCCUGCACACUGACAAAAGAGGUGUUUUAAUAAAUGAUUCAUUUUGCAUCCUCUACCCACCUUUACUUCUGAGUUGGCAAACUAGUUUCUUACAACAGAAGUAUAUGAGUCAUUAGAAAGGUUAACUGCCCACAAAGGCUGUAAAAACAAACAUAUCAGCUAUUCUUGUAAAUAAUAACGGCCUUUUUGAAACAGAGGUUUUUCUGAUUUUAAUUUAAUUUGUGAACAGUCACAGUGUUGCAGUUUGUUAAACUUUUGAUGCUCUGCAGAAUGUGACCAGUUUACAGGUCUUCCUCAAGAGUGAUGUUUAUUCAUGUGUAAACGGGAGCCAGAAAUGUAUAUAAAUAAGUUCACUGUGGCCAAGAAACCUCAUGUUGCAUUCAAAGCUCAGAAAACACCAGCACCUACCUCUGACUUCAGCUGAGUUUAACUGAAAAUGCCAGUAACCAAACAGUACAGCUGCUCGCCUUCAUAAACCUGCAGCUGACCUGUUUAUCAUCUGUAUUUUACUGCUCUAGUGCAAAUCUCAUGUUCUAUUGGUGAUUAAUUUAUUUGUAUUUUUGUACAUAACUGUUAACAUUGUAAAAUAUAUUCUGUUCUGUUUGGAGGAAGGGUUGGCUGUGGGUGGUGAGAAUGGGAGAGUUAUUGUGUGCCUCUUGUUAAAGUCAUAUAUUUUCACAGUUUUGCACUGAAACCAUGUGAACUCUAUGUAUCCAGGACAUGAAGGGCGUGAACUGUGAUGUUAAUGACCUCUGUAAGUGAGUGAAGUGAUAACUUACAUUAAUGACAUUCAGCUGUGAUCAGUCUGCACUGAUAAUGAACUGUUAUGGGCAGGUCUACUAAAGGGAAGGAGCUAAGAACUAAGCUGUGCAUAUUUUCUGUCACUGUAAAGGAAUGAAAUAAAAUAAAAGUGCAACAAUCA